AGGAAGAUCACACCAUCCCUCACCAUCAUCAGGAUAAAGAACUGAAAGCUGAGAUUAAAGAGGAAGAAGAAGAGAGGUUGGUGAGUGGAGAUCAGUCGUCUAUGGAGGAGGGGGAGAUGAUUAUGAAAUGUGAAGAGGAGGAACCUUAUCUAUUUAUCAACACAGAUGGACAGUGUGUCCGGAACACCCCUGAGGAACACAUUUUAUCUCCAGCUUAUAACGCCGAAGAUAAUAACAUUGCCCAAUAUUCUCCAGGAGGAAAUCCUGUUACUCCAAGUGUAUAUGACAGACCUUACCAACUGGAGGGAUCAAUGGAUCCCUCUAAUCCUGAGGAAUCUUCUGACGGAUCACACACCAGGACUGUAAUCUCUCACAAUACAGACAUCAUAAAUCAAUAUUUUCUCAAUGAAUCUUCUUUCAUCCAUGAAGGAGAUCACACAGGAGAAGGCUCCUUGUCCUGUACAGUGUGCGGGAAAUGUUUCAAAGAAAACCGUGCGCUCCUUAGGCAUGAGAAACGUCACACCAACGAGCGUCCUUAUUCGUGUUCCGAGUGCGGGAAAUGUUUCAUUCAGAAAGCAGACCUUCUCAAACAUGAGAGAAUUCACACCGGUGAACGCCCCUUUCCAUGUGAAAAGUGCGGGAAAUUUUUCGGCGACAAAGGCAACCUUCUUAAACACCAGAGAAUUCACACGGACGAGCGUCCUUAUCCGUGUUCAGAGUGCGGGAAAUGUUUCCUUAAUAAAAGUAACCUGGUUAAACAUCAGAGGAUUCACACAGGUGAGUGUCCUUAUUCGUGCCCAGAGUGCGGGAAAUGUUUCAAUGACCAAGGAAACCUUAUUAGGCACCAGAAAAGUCACACUGGCGAACGUCCCUUUUCAUGUUCAGACUGCGGGAAAAGUUUCACCCAGAAAAAUAUACUUCUCACACACCAGAAAAGUCACACCGAAGGCUGUCCCUUUCUAUGUUCAGAGUGCGGGAAAUACUUCAUCCAGAAGCGAGACUUUCUUAUACACCAGAGAAGUCACACGGGGGAGCGUCUCUUUACGUGUCUAGAGUGCGGGAAAAGUUUCAUUCAUAAAUGUAACCUUGUUAAACACCAGAGAAUUCACACAGGCGAGCGUCCCUUUUCGUGUUCAGAGUGCGGGAAAGGUUUCUAUGACAAGGGGAACCUUAUUCAGCACCAGAGGAUCCACACGGGUGAACGCCCCUUUUCGUGUUCGGAGUGCGGGAAACGUUUCAUUCAGAAAGGAGAUCUCAAGAAGCAUCUGAGGAUUCACAAGAGUGAGCAUUCUUUCCCGUGUCCAGACUGGGACAAAUGUUUCAUGUUGCAGGAUUUAGAUACAUUGGAAGUGAAAAAAGCCUCCAACCCUAUCCAUAUAAAGAAUGGUAUUCAAUCCUUAACAAAAAGAUCUGACAUCGUAAUCAGACCUGCCGACAAAGGCGGUGGGGUAGUUGUACAAUCGAAGACACAAUACCAGAUGGAAAUCAAUAGACAACUACAAGACAAGGAUACAUAUACCAAAUUAUUAAGUAAUCCGACAAAUCAAUAUAAGAAGGAAUUAGAAAAACUAAUCCAUUUAGGCAUUAAGAAAGAAAUACUAAACAAAAAAGAAUCCCAAUAUCUGAUUCCAGAAACAUGCAGAAUCCCCAUUAUAUAUACGGUUCCUAAAAUACAUAAGGACAAAAUAAACCCUCCGGGAAGACCCAUAGUCAAUGGUAUUGAAUCAUUGACAGCAAGAAUGGGAGAAUACCUUGAUGGAUUCAUACAACCCGCAGUACAACAAACUAAUGCAUAUUUAAAAGACACCAAGCAUGUAUUACAACUAUUAGAGGAUACUCCAGUGUUGAAAGGCAGGACGUUUAUAGCCACGGCAGACGUCUCUUCACUUUAUACCAUAGUACAACACCAUCAGGCAAUCAGUGCCACGAAAUGGCUCCUGAGAGAAUUCACCACUUUAAUAUGUAAACAAAGAAAGUUCUUGAUAAAAUGCAUAGAUUUCUGCUUGAAACACAAUUACUUCUGGCAUGACCAGACGUAUUAUAGGCAGAUAACAGGUUUUGCGAUGGGAGCCAAAUUUGCUCCUAGUGUAGCCAAUGCCUUUAUGGCACAAUGGGAGGAAGGUUCAAUAUAUGCAGAUAUACCAAUGGAACUAACAUUAUACAAAAGGUAUAUUGAUGAUAUACUCAUAGUGUGGAAUGGUACCCAGCCAGCACUAGAAAAGUUUUUGUCUAAAUUGAACCAAAAUGAUAAAAAUAUCACACUUACGUGGAACAUCAGUGAUACUAUGGUCAACUUUCUAGAUUUGGACAUCUCGAUUGUAGACAACACAUUGGUGACAAAAACACAUUUCAAAAAUAUUGACACUAAUAGCUACCUAUCCGUAAAAAGCUGCCAUCAUAAAUCAUGGCUUUUCAAUAUACCUAAGGGACAACUAACAAGACUAAAGAGAAACUGCACAUACCAAGAAGACUAUGAAAAACAAGCUUUCUUUAUUGGAACCAGAUUUAAGGAAAAGGGAUACACAGACAAUUUUAUUCAAAAACAGAUUGAGACGGUAUCAAAAAUGGAUAGAAACACCCUAUUACAAGGACCAAAAAUGAAAAAAUACAAAAAUGAGGCUCCAUUCAUUGUUUUAGAUUACAACAUACAACACCGAGAAGUUGAAAAAUUGAUAAAGAAACACUGGCACAUUCUGAGAAGUGACCGAAACCUGCAAACAAUAUUACCGGAUAGACCAAAUAUAGUAUAUAAAAGAGCUCCGACGUUGAGAGACCUAAUUGUCAAAAAUGUAGUAGUACCUCCACCAAUAAGUGGACACUAUAUACGGAACACCUCUGAGGAACAUCUCGUUGUAUCUCCAGAUUAUAAAGCAGAAGAUAAUAACAUUGUACAAUAUUCUCCAGGAGGAAAUCCCGUUACUCCAAAUAUACAUCCCAGACCUUCCCAAUUGGGGGGAUCAAUGGAUCCCUCUAAUUCUGAGGAAUCUUCUGAAGGAUCACACACCAAGACUAUAGGAUCUCACAGUACAGAUACUUCAAUAGAUCUGUCUAUUCCCAGUGAAUCUUCUUUAGGCAUUGAAGAAGUUCACACAGGAAAGAGUUCAUUGACAUGUACAGUGUGUGGGAAAUCUUUCACCAGAAAAAUAUCACUUCUUACACACCAGAGAAGUCACACAGGUGAGCGUCCCUAUUCAUGUUCAGAGUGCGGAAAAUGUUUCAUACAGAGAGGACACCUUAUUAAACAUCAGAGAAUUCACACAGGUGAGCGUCCUCAUUCAUGUUCAGAGUGCGGGAAAAGUUUCAUUCAGAAAGGAGACCUUCUUAGACACCAGAGAAUUCACACAGGUGAGCAUCCCUAUUCAUGUUCAGAGUGCGGGAAAAGUUUCAUUCAGAAAGGAGACCUUCUUAAACAUCAAAGAAUUCACACGGGUGAGCGUCCUUACUCAUGUUCAGAGUGUGGGAAAAGUUUCACUCAGCAAAAAGCACUUCUUACACACCAGAGAAGUCACACAGGAGAGCGCCCUUAUUCAUGUUCAGAGUGCGGGAAAUCUUUCAUUCAGAAAGGAGACCUUCAAAUACAUCAGAGGAUUCACAAGGGUGAACAUCCUUACUCAUGUUCUGAGUGCGGGAAAUCUUUCAUUCAAAAAGGUCAUUUUAUUGCACACCAGAGAAUUCACACGGGUGAGCGUCCCUAUCCAUGUUCAGAGUGUGGGAAAUGCUUCAUUCAGAAAGGAGACCUUCAUAUACACCAGAGAAUUCACACGGGUGAGCAUCCAUAUUCCUGCUCAGAGUGCGGGAAAUAUUUCAAUGACAAAGGAAACCUUCUUAAACAUCUGAGAAUUCACACGGGCGAACGUCCCUUCUCUUGCUCAGAGUGCGGGAAAUGUUUUACUCAAGAAAAGGUACUUCUCACACACCAAAGAAUUCACACCGGUGAGCGUCCCUAUGUAUGUCCAGAGUGCGGAAAGCGUUUCAUUCAGAAAGGACACUUUAUUGUACACCAGAGGACUCACACAGGCGAGCAUCCUUAUUCAUGCUCAGAGUGCGGGAAAUGUUUUAUUCAGAAAGGAGACCUAAAAAAACACCAGAGAACUCACACAGUUUAGCAUCCUUAUUCAGGGUUAUGGUGUCAGAAAUGGGCUGCUGUUAGAGAUCAUGGGGCCCCAUGCAGGCUGCCUGAUAUAGCCCCUCCCCAAAUUACAAAAAAAUCACAAUUGUUUUUAAUAUUUUUUUCCAAUUUUUACAUUUUUUUCCAAUUUUUUAUUUGUU
Rana temporaria (common frog) is the source of this 4269-nucleotide messenger RNA. RefSeq lists its product as uncharacterized. Gene Ontology annotation, biological process: regulation of transcription by RNA polymerase II; central nervous system development. NCBI's taxonomy places the organism in Eukaryota, Metazoa, Chordata, Amphibia, Anura, Ranidae. The transcript has 5 exons. Gene Ontology annotation, cellular component: nucleus. The coding region runs from base 102 to 4106 and encodes 1334 amino acids. Gene Ontology annotation, molecular function: RNA polymerase II cis-regulatory region sequence-specific DNA binding; DNA-binding transcription factor activity, RNA polymerase II-specific. The record is from RefSeq and is a predicted model, not a curated record.